AUGGCACCUCCUCGCUACGAAUCUGACGAUGUCUCGGCUGCCCCUUUGGCCCAGCCUUUGGAGUUUGCCUUUGCCAACCGCUCGGCUCCUAACAGAUUCCUCAAGGGAGCCAUGACUGAGCGUCUGUCAUCAUGGGACCCUGAGAACCUGCCUGCCCGUGGUGUCCCCUCGGACAGACUCAUCAACCUGUACAAGAGAUGGGGUGAGGGCGAGAUUGGUCUGAUCUUGUCUGGAAACAUCAUGUUCGAAUACGACCACCUCGAGGCUGCUGGCAACCCCAUCAUCCCUGUCGAUGCUCCUUGCGAGGGCGAGCGUUUUGAGAACUUCAAGCGCAUGGCUACCGAGGGAAAGAAGAACGGCAUGCUUAUGGUUGGCCAAGUCUCACAUCCUGGAGUAAGUUCUUGCUCUUCUUUGCGACCAAAAUCCAAUGCUUACCAUUUGUCCAGNCGCCAAGUCGAAAGCCGUAUCCAGAAAAACCCCAUCUCCGCCAGUGACGUCCAGCUCAAGGGCGACGUUAUGGGCAUGACUUUCGAGAAGCCCCGUGCCGCCACCGAGCAAGACAUCUCCCGUAUCAUCGAGGGCUUUGCCCACGCCUGCGAGUACCUCGAGAAGGGUGGCUGGGACGGCGCCGAGCUCCACGGUGCUCACGGCUACCUCCUCGCCCAAUUCCUCUCGCCCACCACCAACCAGCGCACCGACAAGUACGGCGGCAGCCUCGAGAACCGCGCCCGCCUGAUCAUCGAAAUCGCCAACGAAGUCCGCAAGCGCACAUCGCCCAACUUCAUCCUCGGCAUCAAGUUGAACAGUGUCGAGUUCCAGGACAAGGGCUUCAACCCCGAAGAGGCAAAGGAGCUGUGCAAGAUGCUCGAGGACAACAAGUUUGACUUUGUCGAGCUGAGUGGUGGUACCUAUGAGCACCUUGCUUUCGGCCAUAAGCGCGAGAGCACAAAGAAGCGUGAGGGCUUCUUCAUGGAGUUCUCGGACUUGAUCGCCCCCGCCUUGACAAAGACCAAGGUCUACGUUACCGGUGGUUUCAAGAGUGUUGGCGCCAUGGCCAACUCGAUCAAGUCGAUUGAUGGCGUGGGUCUUGCCCGCCCUCUGUGUCAAGAGCCUCGUCUCUGCAAGGACAUAAUUGCCGGCAAGGUCAAGGGUGCCAUCAAGCAGCGUCCCGACGACAACAACUUUGGCAUCACCAAUGUUGUCGCCGGUACCCAGAUCCGUCAAAUUGCCAAGGACCAAGAGCCCAUUGACAUGAGUGACGAGAAGAACGAGCAAGACUUCAUGAAGGACAUGGGCGAGUGGGCACAGAAGAUGUCGCAGGACAGCAAGAUGGCAAACUAUGGAUACAUUGACCUGACGUCAGCCACAGCCUUGCCUUAUGGUGGUGCCUCUGUUUAA
This is a messenger RNA of Aureobasidium vineae, 1398 nucleotides long. The record is from the annotation of a GenBank genome assembly. Lineage: Eukaryota; Fungi; Ascomycota; Dothideomycetes; Dothideales; Saccotheciaceae.